Tetrahymena thermophila SB210 is the source of this 876-nucleotide messenger RNA. Its product is annotated as miro-like protein. The record is from RefSeq and is a predicted model, not a curated record. NCBI's taxonomy places the organism in Eukaryota, Ciliophora, Oligohymenophorea, Hymenostomatida, Tetrahymenidae. The transcript has 2 exons.
AUUAAUAUAAAUUAAAAAAUUAAUAAUUAAACAAAGAAAAAAAGUAAUAAGUAAAGAAAUUAUUUACUGAAACAUCAUUAAUUAAUCAAUAAUAAAUAAAUAAUUAAAAGCGAAGUUCUACUCCUUUUAAAAUUUUCUAAAAUAAAAAUAACCAAUCAAAAUACAAUCUAAACCUACAUCUAACAAACGAUGGGAUCUGAAACUUCAAGAAUUAAUAACUGCUGUUCUUGCUUAGAAUAAACCUAAGUGGGAGAAUCAACUAGUCAAAAUUCUUUCAGCUCUGGAUCUUAUUCCAAAAAGCAAAAUAUGAUCAGCUUACAAAAAGGUAUUUCUAUCAUCAAUGAUGAAGACUGUAGAUCUUCUUCAAGCCUCAACUUAGUCUUGCUUGGUGACAAACAAUGUGGAAAGACUACUUUCAUUAACUAAUUGAAAGGCAAGAACUCAUCUUCUCCUCUCCCUACUUUAUACCCUUGCUAAGAAAUGGUUAAGGCAAAUAGAGACUAAAUUCGCAGAGCUAUCUUGUUGAAUGAAGUAGAUUUUGAAUAUUAUCACUCCAAUCAAUCUCGUAGCUUAUAAAAGAAAUCAUAAGGAUUCAUUUUUGUGAUUAAGUACGAUGAAAACAAAUAGAAUUUAAUUGAUUAAAUUCGCAAUUUCUCUCGCAUUGACAAGAAAUAAACCCCCUGCGCUAUUGUCAUCAACUUAUUUUCAUAAAAUAGUGAGGAUGAUAGAUAAUCUAUCAAGCAAGACGUAAAAAAUAUCCUUAGCUAAUAUUCUAUUAACGCUUGUGCCAUCGAGUUUAUGAACGAUCGCAACACUAAAUUCCUAUCUGAUAUGUCUAAAUUGAUAGAAGCAAGCUAAAUCAGUUAAGUAAAGUGA